AUGUCUAGAACUGUUGAUUCAAUUGAAUGGGAUAAGUAUCAAACGAAGAUAUUAAAUUGUAAAGAACGUCCUAAUCGAUUAAUUGUUGAUGAUGCUGUUAAUGAUGAUAACAGCGUAGUGGCGUUAUCACAGAGUAAACUGGAUGAAUUAAAAUUACUUCGUGGUGUUAUUGUUUUACUUAAAGGUAAAAAACGUCGCGAAACUUUUUGUAUUGUUCGCGUAGAUGAUGGAUGUCCAAAUGACCGUAUUCGAAUGAAUCGUGUUGUAAAAAGUAAUUUACGUGUACGUUCUGGUGAUGUUAUUUCAAUUGAAGGUUGUCAAGAUAUUCAAUAUGGUAGACGUAUAGAUGUUUUGCCUAUUGAUGAUACGAUACAAGGAAUAACUGACAAUUUAUUCAAAGUUUAUUUAAAAUCAUAUUUCCUUGAAGCUUAUCGACCAGUACGUGAAGGCGAUACUUUUAUUGUGCGUGCAGGUAUACAUCCUGUUGAAUUUAAAGUUAUCAAAACUGAUCCAAGUCCAUAUUGUAUUGUUGCACCUGACACCGUUAUACGUUAUAAAGGUGAUCCAAUUAAACGUGAAAAAGAAGAAGUAUCAUUAAAUGAAAUUGGCUAUGAUGAUAUCGGCGGUUUGAGAAAGCAAUUAGCUCAAAUUAAAGAAAUUGUUGAAUUGCCAUUAAGAUACCCACAGUUAUUUCAAGCGAUCGGUUUUAAACCGCCACGAGGUAUUCUUUUAUAUGGACCAUCGGGCGCAGGAAAAACAUUAAUUGCUCGUGCAGUAGCUAAUGAGAUCGGUGCAUUUUUCUUUUUAAUUAAUGGACCAGAUAUUAUGUCCAAACUCGCUGGUGAAUCCGAGUCCACGUUACGAAAAGUUUUUGAAGAAGCUGAAAAAAAUUCUCCAGCUAUUAUUUUCAUUAAUAAACUCGAUGCCAUUGCACCAAAACGUGAAAGAACUAAUGAUGAAGUUGAACGUCGUAUUGUAUCACAAUUAUUAACAUUAAUGGAUGGUCUUAUACAACGUUCACAUGUUAUUAUUAUGGCUGCAACAAAUCGACCAUAUUCAAUUGAUCCAGCACUUCGUCGUUUUGAUCAUGAAAUUUAUAUUGGCAUACCUGAUGUUGUUGGUCGUUUAGAACUUCUUUGUAUUCAUACAAAACGUAUGAAAUUAGCUGAUAAUAUUGAUCUUGCACAAAUUGCUAAUGAAACACAUGGUUAUGUUGGUGCUGAUAUAGCAUCAAUGUGUUCAAAAGCUGCUUUACAACAAAUUCGAGAAAAAUUAGAUGUUAUCGAUUUAGAAGAUAAUACAAUUGAUGCUGAAAUUCUUGAUUCAUUGAUUGUUACACAAGAGAAUUUUCGAUUUGCACUUUGCCAAUCAUACCCAUCAGCAUUACGUAAAAGUUUUAUUACAGUUCCAACAACCACCUGGAAUGAUGUCGUUGGUUUAACAAAUAUUAAACGUCAAUUAGAACGACUUGUUAAAUAUCCAUUAGAAUAUCCAGAAAAGUUUCUUGAAUUGGGUAUGUUACCAUCACGUGCUAUUCUUCUUUAUGGACCAUCAGGUUGUGGUAAAACAUCAUUAGUAAAAGCUAUUGCUAAUCAUUGUCAAAUGAAACUAAUUUCGAUUAAAGGUUCUCAGUUAUUAACUAUGUCAUCUAAUCAAUCAGAAAUCAAUGUUUAUGACAUAUUUGUUAGAGCUUGUGAAUUAGCACCAUGUGUACUCUUCUUUGAUGAAUUCGAUUCAAUUUUCAAAGCUCGUGGUGAUUAUAAUUAUAAUACCGAUCGAUUUGUCAAUGAAAUGUUAACUGAAAUGGAUAAGAUGACUGAAAACACGAAUGUUUUUAUUAUUGUUGCAUCAAAUCAACCAGAUAUGAUCGAUACAAGUUUUUUUCAAUCAGGUCGUUUCGAACAGUUAAUUUAUGUUCCAUUACCAGAUGAACAUUCUCGAAUGGAUAUUUUGAAAACAUUAUUGAUUAAAUCACCUGUAGAUAAAGGUUUUGAUAUGAAUUUCUUGGCCGGAGUAACUAAUGGUUUUAGUGGUGCUGAUUUAUCUAAAAUAUGUCAACGUGCAGGAAAAUUAGCUUUAUAUGAAUCAAUAGAAAACAAAAGUCAGCUCAUGAUUUGUCGACGUCAUUUUGAAGAAGCGAUGAAGUUGGCACGACGUUCUGUUAAUGAUAAUGAAGUACAGAAAUAUGAAAUAUUUGCUUCAAAGUACAAUGAUAUUAUUUCCAGUAAUCAAGAUUUAGUGUCAGUAAAUAAUCAGGAUCAAAAUCGUUCUGAUGAUGAUAACUUAUACAAACAAACAAAAGAAUGA
Messenger RNA from Adineta steineri, 2307 nucleotides. NCBI's taxonomy places the organism in Eukaryota, Metazoa, Rotifera, Eurotatoria, Adinetida, Adinetidae. The record is from the annotation of a GenBank genome assembly.